Messenger RNA from Sebastes umbrosus (honeycomb rockfish), 2171 nucleotides. RefSeq names its product cytochrome c oxidase assembly protein COX15 homolog (gene cox15). NCBI's taxonomy places the organism in Eukaryota, Metazoa, Chordata, Actinopteri, Perciformes, Sebastidae. Gene Ontology annotation, cellular component: mitochondrial inner membrane. Gene Ontology annotation, molecular function: oxidoreductase activity, acting on NAD(P)H, heme protein as acceptor. The transcript is spliced from 9 exons. Gene Ontology annotation, biological process: heme A biosynthetic process. The coding region runs from base 133 to 1356 and encodes 407 amino acids. The record is from RefSeq and is a predicted model, not a curated record.
AGGAGGUCAGAGUUGAACUGUUAGUUAUCAAACAUGGUUGUGUAAGUUGAUGUAACAGCAGCUAUUAGCUAACGCUACAGCUCUCAGCAGUUACAGCACUACAGGACCAACCCGGCGGACACUAGCUCCAACAUGUUACUCUCUUCACUACGGACAACCAUUGUUUUCGGCUGCAGAAGUGCCGGCAGAGGAUUUCAACACAACACUCGGAGUCCACAGAUCCGACAAUGGCUUGUGAAGAGAGGUCAGAGCACCAUCACAGUGGAGGCGGGGGCCUCCUCCGCCCCGGCAGCAGCUACUGUCCCCAACGCAGCCACAAAUCGCAUAUUAGGACGCUGGUUACUGGGCUGCAGCGGGCUGGUGGUGGGGGCUGUCGUCCUGGGUGGUGUCACAAGGCUGACAGAAUCCGGGCUUUCCAUGGUUGACUGGCAUCUGGUGAGAGAGAUGAAGCCACCUCAGUCCCAAGCAGAGUGGGAGGCCGAGUUUUCCAAGUACCAACAGUUUCCUGAAUUCAAAAUAAUGAAUCAUGACAUGACCCUACCAGAGUUUAAGUUCAUCUUCUACAUGGAGUGGGGUCAUCGUAUGUGGGGAAGGCUGGUUGGACUUGCGUACGUCCUCCCCACCAUUUACUUCUGGAAGAAAGGAUACUUCACUCGCUCCAUGAAGGGAAGAGUGCUCGGGCUUUGUGGAUUUGUCUUCUUCCAGGGCCUUCUGGGGUGGUACAUGGUGAAAAGCGGUCUGGAGGAGAAGCCAGAGUCUUACGACAUCCCGCGUGUCAGCCAGUAUCGUCUGAGUGCUCAUCUCGGUUCUGCCUUGCUGCUUUACUGCGCCAGUCUCUGGACAGGGCUCACUCUGCUGAUGCCUGUACACAAGAUGGCAGAAACCAACCGUCUCAUGCAGCUUAGGAGGUUUGCCAAGGGAACCGGUGGACUCGUCUUCCUUACUGCUCUCUCAGGUGCUUUUGUAGCUGGUUUGGAUGCUGGGCUGGUGUAUAACUCCUUCCCUAAAAUGGGAGAUCGAUGGAUCCCAGACGAUCUGCUGGCGUUCUCUCCAACCCUCAAGAACAUCUUUGAAAAUCCCACGACUGUACAGUUCGACCACAGAAUUUUGGCAGUCUCUUCUUUGACCGCGAUUACAGGCCUCUAUCUGUUCUCAAGGAGGAUGGUGCUGCCCAGGAGGGCUAAGAUCGCCAUCAGCCUCCUCACAGCAAUGGCCUAUGGACAGGUUGCGCUCGGUAUCAGCACCCUGCUGCUGUACGUCCCCACUCCGCUGGCAGCAGUUCACCAGUCUGGCUCUGUGGCUCUCCUCUCACUGGCCAUUUGGGUUCUGGCCGAGCUCCGCAAGAUGCCUAAGUAAACACCGGCUCCUUUAUGGACAAAUCCAACCCCCAUAGCCACACCUCAAGCCUCUAAGAGCCAGCAGUGCCAUUGUGAACGAGGCCUUCAGGGAGGAAAGUGAAAAAAGAAAUGAUAAAUGCAUUAAAAAUGGAGAAAUGUUUCAUUUAACACUGGACUAUUAUGCAUAAUUAUACUGAAGCACCUCUCCUCUGGUGCUGCAAUGUAAUCCUCAUGUGGUGACAUUGAGUUAUUUCAUCUCACUGUUAUUAAAGCAGAGUGUUGUUGAUAAUUACAUGAAUACAUGAAGGCUGUCAAUGAGGAACCGUCUGAAACAUUUGCGGAUGCAUGUUGUCGUUAGAAGAUGACAACUUAAUGGGAAGGUUUUUGUUUUGCAAGGAAUAUAAACACAUGCAAAAGCAAAAACAAGCACAUUUUUAUUUUCUAUCCAGCUUUAAUGACACAGCAACAGGAUUAAUGACACAGCAACAGGAUUUCCAGUGAAGGGUACGUGUUUGGUUUGCAGACAGACAGAAAUAUUCUGCAGGAAUAUCUUAAGUAGACUGUUUUUGAUCUUGUACACAGUUUUAACAGGAUGUUUUGACUGAAAAUUUGCUUACUGAGUGGUUGCUCACUUAUUGCCUUGUGUCUGGUCACACACUGCCUGUUAGUUGAAUCAGAUGUGGCUGUUGGGAUUGUAUGUAAAAUGAUGUAUAUUUAAGUUAUGAACCCUUUCUAUCUGACGUGAUGAUGAAUUAUAAUGUUAAAAGAAUUGAUUGUUGCUUUGUACUGUAUAUUUGGGAAGUCUUAUUUUAAUAAAGACAAUUCAAAUUCAAA